This is a messenger RNA of Funneliformis caledonium, 366 nucleotides long. The record is from the annotation of a GenBank genome assembly. NCBI's taxonomy places the organism in Eukaryota, Fungi, Glomeromycota, Glomeromycetes, Glomerales, Glomeraceae.
AUGUGCUAUUCACCGAACCAAAUACUUAUAUUAAGAGCUUUUUCCACUGCAUGUAUUGGCGAUCCUAUGGAAUUAAUUGCAAUAUUUGUUAAACCAUAUACUACCAGAAUCCCCUUUUUCCCUUCAAAAAAGAAACGCCCAAUAUUCUCUCCUGUUGUCAGCCCAGAUGUUCGUCCAACUUUAAAUACAGGUUGCGAAAUAUCGACUGAAUCAAGGUUUUUGAUAAUAUCUAUGGUACAUGAAAGACUAAUAGGCUCAUAUGACAAUAGUUCAAAUGUGCUGUCCGAUAUACCUUCUGGAUCAAAGUUUCGAAAGUUACCAUUACUUGUUUUUACUAGUGAAGCUAUGGCAGCAUCAACUCCAUAA